This is a messenger RNA of Mus pahari (shrew mouse), 7023 nucleotides long. It is a transcript of the gene Zfc3h1, whose product is annotated as zinc finger C3H1-type containing. The record is from RefSeq and is a predicted model, not a curated record. Gene Ontology annotation, cellular component: nucleus; exosome (RNase complex). Gene Ontology annotation, biological process: RNA processing. Lineage: Eukaryota; Metazoa; Chordata; Mammalia; Rodentia; Muridae. Gene Ontology annotation, molecular function: protein binding. The transcript has 35 exons.
CUCGCGAGGCGGAAGAGCAGCAAGGGGGCGCUAGGAGAGGGAACUGGCGAGCGACGGGCCGGCGAGCGAGAGGGAGAGCGAGAGAGCGAGAGCGAGCGAUCUGGGGUGCGGGGAAGUUGGGGAGCAGAACCUGCCGGGCGUCCGAGCACGGGAAAGGCCGCGCCCGCCGGGUCCGUUAGGUCAAGAGGGCCGAGGAGGAAGGGGAAGGCAGGCGGCUGUCGGGCGGUCCCGGGACGGAGAGGGCUUCAGGUCGUGUGGCCGGCGCUGCUCCCCGGAUGGCGACCGCCGAGCCUUCGACCCCGGCCUCUAGCGGCCUCUCGCCGAAGGAAGAAGGGGAGCUCGAAGACGGGGAGAUCAGCGACGACGACAACAACAGCCGCAGCCGGAGCAGCAGCACCAGCAGCAGCGGCGGCGGCGGGCUGUUACCGUACCCGCGUCGGCGGCCUCCUCCCCCGGCCCGGGGCGGUGGAUCCGGGGGCGGCGGCGGUGGUGGCGGCGGCGGCGGCUCCUCGUCCUCCUCGUCGUCCUCCCAGCAGCAGCUGAGGAAUUUCUCACGCUCGCGGCACCCGGCCGAGCGGGGCCAGCUCAGGGGACCCAGCAGCUACCGACCCAAAGAACCGUUCCGGACUCACCCGCCCCCGGGGCGGAUGCCGUCGGGGUCCCUGUCUGAAAGCAGCCCCCGGCCGUCCUUCUGGGAGCGGAGCCACAUCGCCCUGGACCGUUUCCGCUUUCGAGGCAGCCGGCCUUACCGGGGUGGGAGUCGCUGGAGUCGGGGGCGAGGAGUAGGGGAGCGAGGAGGCAAGCCGGGGUGCAGACCUCCUGGAGGAGGAGGAGGAUCAGGAGGAGGAGGAUCAGGAGGAGCGGGAUCCGGAUUCGGCAGCAGCCAGAGCUGGCGAGAACCCUCUCCACCCCGCAAGAGCUCCAAAAGCUUUGGAAGAUCUCCGUCAAGAAAACAGAAUCAUUCAUCCAAAAGUGAGAACUGUGGGGAAGAAACUUUUGAAGAUUUGCUUUUAAAGUAUAAACAAAUACAACUGGAACUAGAGUGCAUCAAUAAGGAUGAAAAACUAGCUUUGAGUAGCAAAGAAGAGACUGCGCAGGAAGAUCCGAAAACAUUGCAUUUUGAGGACCAAACAAGCACCGAUAAUGCUAGUAUUACAAAAGACCCAAGUAAGGAAGUGGCUCCCGAGGAGAAGACACAGGUCAAAACUUUUCAGGCAUUUGAAUUAAAACCACUCAGGCAAAAACUGACUUUACCAGGGGAUAAGAACCGGGUAAAAAGAGGGAAAGAUGGAACAAGGCAGCUUUCCUUGAAAUCCAGCACUACGGAUACUAGCCAAGGAUUAGAAGAUAAAGAACAAAAUUUAACAAGAAGAAUCAGUGCCUCAGAUAUUCUAUCUGAAAAGAAACUUGGUGAAGAAGAAGAGGAACUGUCUGAGCUGCAGCUUCGCCUGUUGGCUCUUCAGUCGGCUAGUAAGAAAUGGCAGCAGAAAGAGCAGCAGGUGAUGAAGGAGAGCAAAGAAAAACUGACCAAGACCAAAACCACACAGCAAAAGGCCAAGACCAGCACGAAAGCACACUCGGCCAAGAAAGUGAGCGCCACAGCUAAACAAGCACUGCGGAAGCAGCAGACAAAGGCGUGGAAGAAACUCCAGCAGCAGAAAGAGCAGGAGAGACAGAAAGAGGAGGAUCAGCGGAAACACGCUGAGGAAGAAGAGAGGAGGAAAAGAGAAGAAGAAAUCAGAAAAAUCAGAGACCUUUCAAAUCAGGAAGAACAGUACAAUCGAUUCAUGAAAUUGGUUGGUGGGAAGAGAAGAUCAAGAAGUAAAUCUUCAGAUCCUGACCUGAGGCGAUCCUUAGAAAAGCAGUCUGACAGUGGAGGAGGCAUAUAUCAAUAUGAUAACUAUGAAGAAGUUGCUAUGGAUACAGAUAGUGAAACCAGCUCUCCAGCGCCUUCACCAGUACAACCACCAUUUUUUUCUGAGUGUUCACUGGGGUAUUUUUCUUCAGCGCCGUCUGUUUCUUUGCCUCCACCAGCUCAGGUUUCACCUGUGCCGUCUUUGAACCAACCUUAUGGGGAAGGCCCGUGCGUUUCUCUCGACCCUCUACCUCCUCUUCCACCGUUGCCACCUCUACCACCUGAAGACCCAGAGCAGCCUCCAAAGCCACCGUUUGCAGAUGAAGAGGAGGAGGAAGAAAUGCUCCUUCGAGAAGAACUACUUAAAUCUCUAGCAAAUAAAAGAGCUUUUAAGCCAGAGGAAACAUCCAGUAAUAGUGACCCACCUUCACCUCCAGUUUUGAACAAUUCUCAGCCUUUGUCAAGAAGCAAUCUAUCAAUAGUCAGUAUUAAUACAGUAUCUCAGCCUAGGAUACAGAAUCCAAAGUUUCACAGAGGACCACGUCUUCCACGAACUGUGAUCUCGCUUCCAAAACAUAAAUCAGUGGUUGUAACACUGAAUGAUUCAGAUGAUAGUGAGUCUGAUGGAGAAGCUUCCAAGUCAACCAAUAGUGUUUUUGGUGGAUUAGAGUCCAUGAUCAAAGAAGCAAGACGAACUGCAGAGCAAGCUUCAAAACCCAAAGUACCUCCAAAAUCUGAAAAAGAAAAUGACCCUCUGCGAACACCUGAAGCCUUGCCUGAAGAGAAGAAGAUCGAAUAUCGAUUGUUAAAAGAAGAGAUUGCCAAUCGUGAGAAACAACGUUUGAUUAAAUCAGAUCAGCUGAAGACUAGUUCAUCGUCCCCAGCAAACUCAGAUGUGGAAAUGGAUGGGAUUAGUAGAAUAGCAAUGGUUACUAAGCAAGUUGCAGAUGCAGAAGCAAAGCUUAAAAAACACAAGAUUCUCUUGAUUAAAGAUGAAUCGGUUUUAAAAAAUCUAGUACUGCAAGAAGCCAAGAAGAAAGAGUCUGUUCGAAAUGCUGAAGCAAAAAUUACAAAACUUACAGAACAACUCCAGGCAGCAGAGAAAAUCCUCAGUGUUAACAGGAUGUUUUUGAAGAAGCUCCAAGAACAAAUUCACAGAGUUCAACAGCGUGUUACCAUUAAGAAAGCUUUGACUCUGAAGUAUGGAGAAGAGCUUGCUCGGGCAAAGGCAGUGGCUAGUAAAGAACUAGGGAAACGCAAACUGGAACAGGACCGCCUUGGACCAAACAAAAUGAUGAGACUGGAUAAUUCUCCAAUAUCAAGUCCAAGGAAGCAUUCAGCAGAGUUAAUUGCUAUGGAAAAAAGACGAUUACAAAAGCUAGAAUAUGAAUAUGCAUUGAAAAUUCAAAAGUUAAAAGAAGCCCGAGCCCUCAAAGCAAAGGAACAACAAAACCUUGUUCCCGUGGUGGAAGAGGAACCUGAGUUUUCUUUACCUCAACCCUCACUUCAUGAUCUGACACAGGAUAAAUUAACCUUGGACACAGAAGAAAAUGAUGCUGAUGAUGAAGUUUUGUCAGGUGCAAACAGAGAACGAAGAAGAUCCUUUCUAGAGUCCAAUUCUUUCACUAAACCCAACCUUAAGCACACUGACACACCCAACAAAGAGUGUAUAAACAAACUUAGUAAGAGUACUGUAGAAAAGCCAGAACUUUUUCUAGGGUUAAAAAUAGGUGAAUUACAAAAAUUAUAUUCAAAAGCUGACAGUUUAAAACAGUUGAUUUUAAAAACUACCACAGGCAGUACAGAAAAAGUUCUGCAUGGUCAGGAGAUUUCUGUGGAUGUGGAUUUUGUUACAGCACAGAGUAAAACAACAGAAGUGAAGCCAUGCCCAUUUAGACCUUACCAGAGCCCUCUUCUUGUCUUUAAAUCCUACAGAUUUAGUCCUUACUACCGAACCAAGGAAAAACUUCCUCUAAGUUCAGUAUCAUACAGUAAUAGGAUUGAGCCAGAUCAGUGCUUCUGUCGUUUUGAUUUAACAGGAACAUGCAACGAUGAUGAUUGUCAGUGGCAGCAUGUACAAGACUAUAGUUUAAGUUAUUCUUUGCUUUGUAAUCUUUAACUAGCACAGUUAUUACAGCCACAUUUUUAUAAUGAAUAUAGUAUCCUUAUUUUAUUUUCAGAAAAGUAUGUUGAAAAACUUUUUGGAGUAAACAAAGACCGAAUGUCAAUGGACCAGAUGGCUGUUCUCCUUGUUAGCAAUGUUAAUGAAAGUAAAGGUCAUACACCUCCAUUUACAACUUACAAAGAUAAAAGAAAAUGGAAGCCAAAGUUUUGUAGAAAGCCUGCGACAGAGAAUAGCUGCAGUAGUGAUGAUGAGCAGUCGACAGGACCAAUAAAGUACGCCUUCCGACCAGAGAACCAAAUAAAUGUUCCAGCUUUGGACACUGUUGUCACUCCAGACGAUGUUAGAUAUUUUACCAGUGAAACUGAUGACAUUGCUAACUUAGAAGCAAGUGUACUAGAAAAUCCGUCCCAUGUACAACUUUGGCUCAAGCUUGCAUACAAGUACUUGAAUCAAAAUGAGGGACUAUGUUCAGAAUCUUUGGACUCUGCUUUAAAUGUACUGGCUCGAGCUCUGGAAAACAAUAAAGACAAUCCAGAAAUUUGGUGUCAUUACCUCAGAUUGUUCUCAAAAAGAGGGACCAAGGAGGAGGUGCAGGAAAUGUGUGAGACAGCUGUUGAGUAUGCUCCUGACUAUCAAAGCUUUUGGACUUUUUUGCACCUAGAAAGCACCUUUGAAGAAAAGGAUUACGUGUGUGAGAGGAUGGUGGAGUUUCUGAUGGGAGCUGCCAAGCGGGAAAUAUCAGAUAUUCUGUCCUUUCAGCUUUUAGAGGCUCUUUUGUUUAGAGUUCAGCUACAUAUAUUUACUGGGAGAUGCCAAAGUGCACUUGCAAUUUUACAGAAUGCAUUAAAAUUGGCUAAUGAUGCAAUUGUAGCUGAGUACCUUAAGACAGAUGACCGGUGUCUGGCGUGGCUGGCCUACAUACAUCUUAUUGAAUUCAAUAGUCUCCCUUCAAAACUUUAUGAUCCAUCUAAUGAUAAUCCUUCAAGAAUUGUUAACACAGAACCAUUUGUAAUGCCAUGGCAAGCAGCUAAAGAUGUCAAGACCAAUCCUGACUUAUUGCUAGCAGUAUUUGAAGAUGCGGUGAAAGCUUGUACAGAUGAGACCCUUACCAGUGGAGAAAGAAUAGAGGUCUGCCUUCCACUUUACACAAACAUGAUUGCUCUACACCAACUCCUAGAGAGGUAUGAGGAGGCAGUGGAGCUUUGCAGAAGCUUGUUGGAGUCGUGUCCCACAAACUGCCAGUUAUUGGAAACCCUUGCAGCUUUGUAUUUGAAAACAGAUCGAUAUGACAAAGCCCGAUGGGUUUGGCUUACUGCAUUUGAAAAUAACCCUCAGAAUGCGGAAAUUUUUUAUCAUCUCUGCAAAUUUUUCAUCUUGCAGGACGGAGGUGAUAAGCUGCUUCCACUUUUAAGGCAGUUCAUUGGAUCCUUCUUUAAACCUGGCUUUGAGAAUUACAGUAACGUGGAUUUAUUUCGGUAUCUCUUAAGUAUCCCAGGACCACUCGACAUUCCAGCGUGUUUGUGUAAAGGGGAUUUUGAUGAUGAUGUAUUUAACAACCAAGUCCCUUAUUUAUGGCUGAUUUACUGCCUUUGCCAUCCUCUGCAAUCAAGUAUUAAAGAGACGGUGGAAGCGUAUGAGGCGGCCUUAGGGGUGGCCAUGAGGUCUGAUAGCGUGCAGAAGAUUUGGAUGGAUUAUCUUGUCUUUGCCAAUAAUAGAGCUGCUGGAUCCAGAAACAAAGUCCAAGAAUUCAAAUUUUUUACUGACCUAGUAAAUAGAUGUUUGGUUACGGUCCCUGCCCGGUACCCCAUCCCUUUUAGCAGUGCUGAUUACUGGUCCAACUAUGAAUUCCAUAAUCGGGUCAUUUUCUUUUAUUUGAGCUGUGUUCCAAAGACUCAGCACUCUAAAACCCUGGAACGGUUUUGUUCUGUUAUGCCAGCAAAUUCUCGACUUGCACUGAGGCUACUUCAACAUGAAUGGGAAGAAAGCAAUGUUCAGAUUCUGAAACUCCAAGCCAAGAUGUUUACAUAUAAUAUCCCAACAUGCCUGGCCACCUGGAAAAUAGCCAUUGCUGCUGAGAUUGCUCUAAAGGGACAAAGAGAGGUCCACCGUUUAUAUCAGAGAGCCUUACAGAAGUUACCUCUUUGUGCGUCACUGUGGAAAGAUCAACUCUUGUUUGAAGCAUCAGAAGGAGGUAAAACUGAUAACCUGAGAAAACUAGUUUCCAAGUGCCAAGAAAUUGGAGUCAGCCUAAAUGAGCUCUUAAAUUUAAACAGUAACAAAACAGAAAGCAAGAAUCUCUGAACACUGGUGCAGUCAGUUCUAAGCCCUUAUAAUAAUUGCCAAAAUUAUUUGAAUGAUUCUUCAAGAUUAGGCUGAUCCCUGGCUAAGGUCUGUGUAAGGCAGACAAGCAUUAUUGAUCAUAUCAAGUUUCCUACAAUAUCCUAUCCGUAAAACCGGAAGCAAUGAACAUGAAUGACACUCUUGGAAUGGAUAAAUGAACUUCCUGUUUGGCCUGCUUCUGGGCCCUGCCAGAUUCUCUAACAUCAUGUACGUAAGUAUAGCUCCUCAAAGCGACUGACGUUUAUUUUAAUUUUACUUUGUUUUUGGUUUAAUUUUUUACUUUCCCUACCUUUAUGUUGUGCUAUUCCUGGUCCACUUGACACUCUCUGAUGCCUGAGAGAUUCUUGUUUGGGAUUUAAUUUUCCAGGGCUGUGUUUACAGUAAAAAAAGCAGGCAGUCCCUUUUAGUUCCCCCUCUUUAAGUCUCUGAGAUUCUUCAUUUCAGGGUUUUAAACGUAAGCAGUCCAUCUUAAGGAAAAGUGUAACUGUCGCGGCCACAAGUCUGCUAGUUGCACUUGAAUGUCUAGCAGGGUUGUUGACUGCCCUUUCUACGUUCUGGACUCCUUGCUGAGACUGUUUAACUUGAAGAUUAAAGAAACUAUUGCAAAUGCCAGUGCAUCAGAACCUAAGAGUGGUCAAAUAUUAUGUGCAAUUUUUUUUGUAAAGAAAUUUUAAUUUAUAAUAAAGUUUAACAGUUUAAAGAA